AGGAGAGCGCCAGCUCAGCGGAAGUCGUCAGAUGACGUCAGCAGCGUCCAGCAUCCCUUCGAGCGGGACUUUGGUCUCUGAAAACAAAACAAAACAACAACAAGAAGAACAAAAGAAGAAGAAGUCACUUCAGUCACUUUAACUCAGAGAAGCUGCUCGUUGUUUUUUCCUCCACAUGGCUCUACAGAUAGAAGCGGAUUUACCAGCUGAACUGGCAGGUCUCAAAGAUGUCGAUGCCCUGCUACGAUGUCCCAUUUGUUUCGACUUCCUCAACAUUUCAAUGAUGACUAAAUGCUCACACAACUUUUGCUCCUUGUGCAUCAGAAAAUUUCUUUCCUAUAAGUUGCAGUGUCCACUUUGCAAUACACAAACAACAGAACAAGAUCUAAGAAACAACCGUUUAUUGGACGACUUGGUCGCAACCUUUAAAGCUACAAGGCAGCAGUUGUCAAAAGUAACUUUUGACUCUCCUCCGAUUUCACCAAAGACUCCAGCUUCAGCUGUCAAAUGCAGAACUCCUAAAGAGAGGGGGCAGAAGUGUACCAGCUCAGUUUUAAAUCACUUUUUCCAAAAGAGGCCAAAAGCAUCUCCCGCAAAAGAAAGCCAGCAUGACAGUUCUGUUGCUCAGCGCGUUCAGCGGGGGGAAAUGCAGACUGCACGCACCCACAAUGCAAAUGACGCCGACCUACAUUCAGCAGCCGCUCAGCUUCCCGUGGUUGUGAAGGAAGAGCCGAUGGAUGUGAAGGUGGCAUCCAUUCACAGUCUGAUGUCAGCCAAACAGGAGGACACGGGCGCGCACACUAAUAGCAGUUGGGAUGAGAAGGCACAUUCCUCGUCACCACCACAAGACGUAAAGCCUGUAAUCAAAGUGGAUUGCCCUGUGUGUUCCGUAGGCGUGUCGCAGCAGUUCAUCAACAAACAUCUGGACGCGUGCCUUUCCCGAGGAGAGAAGAAGGAAAGCUUGAGGAGCUCCCUUGGCAAGGCGAGGCGUCCGAUGGCAAAGCUGGUGUACAACCUGCUUUCCAUGCAUGAGCUGAAAAGAAGGCUUAAGGAGUGUCACCUCUCAGUGCAGGGCUCUCGAGACCAGCUCAUCAAAAGACACCAGGAGUUUGUCCACAGAUACAACGCCCAGUGUGAUUCCCUAAACCCCAAAUCAGCUGAAGAUAUUGCCAAAGAGUUGGAGGCCAAUGAGAAGAUCAGGAAUCAACUCCAGGGCAAAACCAAACCCGUCAUGGUUUUUUCAAAGAAUCAAUCUGAGAAGGAGAUUGAUGAAAUGCAUUCAAAUUAUAGGAAGCAGCACAGCAGUGACUUUUCCCGCCUGAUCGCCCAGGUUCGAGGUCGCCUAGAGACCAGCAGACCGACUCGUAUCAAACAGGACGUUAUAGUGGAAGGAAAGGAUGCACCAAAAACGCACUGUGCAGUUGCAGAGUCACAAAGCUGCUUCGUGAUGAAGUUGGAAGACGAAGAAUCUGACAAGGAGAAAUCUGUGAGGAGAAUCGAAGUGCCACCCAGCCCGACUUAUAGUGACGUGUCUAUCAGCAGCUCUGUUUCAGACAUCUUCGGUCCAGAGCCCGCCGUUACCUUUGAAGACACACCGAGGACCCCUGUUCAUAAGCGAACAUCCAGCUCGAGAGGAGACGACGCAGCUUCGCCGCCUGUGCUUGGAAAACGCCGGCGUAAAAAGUAACGAGAAAUGGAGGAGACCAGAAGAUCUCUCGUCUCUUUUUAAUCAGAAGUUUUGACUGACUUUGAAGCAUAUCAAGAAAUGAUUUUUUUUUUAUGCACAUUCCUGUCCGGCAUUUCAUGACUUGCACUGUUGACCUAACUUACUACUUCUUGGUAUAAAUAAAUGUUUCAUAUUUUCA
Molecule: messenger RNA, 1865 nt
Organism: Larimichthys crocea (large yellow croaker)
Lineage: Eukaryota; Metazoa; Chordata; Actinopteri; Sciaenidae
Gene: rad18
Product: RAD18 E3 ubiquitin protein ligase
Exons: 13
Coding region: 176-1687 (503 amino acids)
Biological process (GO): DNA damage tolerance; protein monoubiquitination
Cellular component (GO): Rad6-Rad18 complex; nucleus
Molecular function (GO): single-stranded DNA binding; ubiquitin protein ligase activity
Source: RefSeq, a predicted model, not a curated record